GAGAGAGAGCUGUAUGUUUGUAUGUGCUUUCUUUAUUCCAGCCAGUUUUCUUCUUCUUCUUUUUGUGUCAAAGAUGCCGGUUGUCCGUGGUCGACGGUCACUGUGGUUAUACUCUCUGAUAUUUGUUUCUGUACAACUUUGGGGAAGACUCUCAGCCUCCACCUCCCUGCCUCCUCUUCCGCCUCCUACGCUGGACAUCUAUUCGAGGUCAAAGGACUCAGUAAUCCUGGUCUGCCGAGCCUCCGAGGGUCACCAUGGUGUUGUGUUCAGGCUGUACCGGUUCAGAGAGGAGGUGGACUCUCGUAACCUGCAGUCAGAUGCUGAUGAGGUUCAGUUCGUUGUCAGCGUGAAAGAAUGGGAUUCAGGCCAGCGUGAACUUUACUGCUGCCUGUACAGGAACCAGGAGGGCCGCUACAGUGCAUUCAGUCCUUAUUUGCAACUGGAGCACCAAACAGAUGCCGCCCCUACUCGUUCCAUUCCCCCUUUACCCCCUCCAGUCCUAUCUGUGAAGCCCACGUCAGGUUCAGUAAAACGUGGAGAUACAUUGUCCUUCAGCUGCAUCGUCCCCACUAACCCAGCCCAGUCACAGUCCCAGUUUACCCAACCAGCGACCUUCCUUUUGCUGAAGAGUGCAGAGGGAACUGGGGUGACAUCUGUUGUCCCGCAGCCUCAGGCCAGUCAGGUAUCAAACCCUGAACCACUGCCAGGAGUCUUCACUGUGGGGCCGGUAAAAGGAGGAGAGGAGGGCGAGUACACCUGCCUCUACCAGAUAUCCAGAAACAGGGCUUUGGUGAAUUCAACUUUCAGCAAUGUGGUUCAAAUCACUAUUACAGACAUGCUGCCAGUGCCCACCCUUGUUCUCCAGCAGCAGACAGAUGUGUGGCAUAUGCUGUGCACAGGGUCUCCUGCAUACCCCGGUGCUGUGUUCUCACUUUAUCUGGCAGACGAUAAACUACCCGUCGCCACUCACAAUGCCAAAGUAUUCCACCAUCAAGCCACUUUCCCAGUGCCGGUCCAGGACACUCCAGUGGCUCUGUACCAGUGCCAGUACAGCGUCCUACUGGGAAGAAAAUGGAGCAACUCGGAACGAAGCUUCCCUUUGGCUGUAAUCAGAGGAACUGCACCUCCAUCACCACCAGAUUCGUCAGGUGUGGACUGGCCUCUUGUACUCGGCUCUUUCUCAGCUGUGGUUCUCUUCCUCUGUUCGCUGGCACUUGUGGUUGUGGUGGUACACAGGAAAGUAAAAGCAGCUGCAGAGAAAAAGAAGGAAAGAGAGAAAGCACAGUUCUGGGCUCAAGUUCAUGCUAAAGACCACAUUGUUGAUCUUACACUGAGGCGUUCAAGCUUCACUUCUCAGGAAUGGGACAGCGGGGACACCGGGACAGCGUCCAGAUCCCGUCUCUGGAACCCUCUCUCCACGUUCACAACUCCGAUCCAUCCGAUCCAUUAGAAAUGUUUGUUCCCUCUCCCCCUCUUUCUCUCUGUGUAUAUACUUUAUCAGACUUUAUCAGUGUAGCAUCAGUUGGAGUUUCACAGCAGGACAGGAAAGGCUAUUUCCUCAGUUUCUAUUUCAGUAAUUGUAGCAGUAAUUGCACAUUUUGACAGGAUAUGAUGUCAGUUUGAUCAUACGUGCAACUGAGCCAGUGAACAUAAAUACAGAUUUUAUUAUCAUUCUUAA
Molecule: messenger RNA, 1678 nt
Organism: Amphiprion ocellaris (clown anemonefish)
Lineage: Eukaryota; Metazoa; Chordata; Actinopteri; Pomacentridae
Exons: 11
Coding region: 14-1450 (478 amino acids)
Source: RefSeq, a predicted model, not a curated record